This is a messenger RNA of Tachysurus vachellii, 1603 nucleotides long. It is a transcript of the gene ogg1, whose product is annotated as 8-oxoguanine DNA glycosylase. NCBI's taxonomy places the organism in Eukaryota, Metazoa, Chordata, Actinopteri, Siluriformes, Bagridae. Gene Ontology annotation, molecular function: damaged DNA binding; 8-oxo-7,8-dihydroguanine DNA N-glycosylase activity. The transcript is spliced from 8 exons. Gene Ontology annotation, cellular component: nucleus. The coding region runs from base 209 to 1384 and encodes 391 amino acids. The record is from RefSeq and is a predicted model, not a curated record. Gene Ontology annotation, biological process: base-excision repair; nucleotide-excision repair; base-excision repair, AP site formation.
CUUACACCAGAGUUACAUCAGUUACUUUACGAUGGCUAGUGAAGAUAAAAACAAAUCAUAGAAAGUACAAAAAUCAUGUUGUGGGCUGCUAUAAAAUAAAUAAAAUUAAUUCGGAGAUUUCGCAGGGUUUAUUAAUGUUUCGUCCAAACUCAUUCAUAAGGUUUGAACACAAAUCACACACGGCACUCCAUUAAGGUGGAACAGAAAGAUGUCCCAGCAUGCUUUGCUCUCUUUGGGGGCCACAGCAUGGCGCUGUCUUUCCUGCCCCAAGUCUGAACUUCGCCUGGACCUGACACUGGGAUGUGGACAAACUUUCAGAUGGCAUGAGACAGGCGAAGGCCACUGGACAGGAGUGAUGGGAGGACGAGUGUGGACGCUAACUCAGACCAACGACACUUUAUGGUACCAUGUGUACAGACGCCAGGAGGAUCCGGGUAACGCUGAUGGACGGAAAAGGAAAGCAGAGAACUCCCAAGAGUCAGGAAAGAGGUUUAAAGAAAUGACUAAGGUAAAGGUGGAAGAGAAUGAAAAGAGCCUUUGCGUGUCGAACUCCGAGCAGGAUGCCAAAGACGAGGAGAUGUUAAGAGACUAUUUCCAGCUAAGUGUUAACCUGGAAGAUUUGUAUAAAGAAUGGGGUGAUGCAGAUCGACACUUCAGGCUCAUAGGCAACAUCUUCUCAGGAGUGCGCAUGUUGCGACAGGAUCCUGUGGAGUGUCUCUUCUCGUUCAUCUGCAGCUCGAAUAAUCACAUCUCUCGGAUUCAGGGGAUGGUCGAGCGUUUGUGUGGCACACUUGGGACUGCACUCUGCCAGCUCGAUGGCACACAGUAUCACGACUUCCCCUCCAUAGAGGCUUUAGCAGAGAGAAGUGUAGAGGCACAGCUACGGGAUUUGGGCUUUGGCUACCGAGCUCGUUUCCUACAGGGAAGUGCACACCUGAUUAUGAGCUCUCAUGGUCCUAAGUGGCUUCAUGAUCUCCGUAACAUCCCCUAUCUGGAGGCCAGAGCUGCUCUCCUUACACUCCCUGGUGUUGGCCCAAAGGUAGCCGACUGUGUGUGUUUAAUGUCCCUGGACAAGUCUGAAGCCGUUCCUGUAGAUACUCAUGUGUGGCAGAUUGUAAGGCGUGACUACAGCUGUGCUGCAGGAACUAAACAGAAGACGCUGACCAAUAAAGUCUACAAAGAAAUCGGGGAUUUUUUCAGAAAGCUUUGGGGCUCAUAUGCUGGCUGGGCUCACUCAGUUUUGUUCUGUGCCGAUCUAAAAAAGUUCCAGCAGCUGAAAGAAAUCCCAACCAUAAAAGAAGAAAAGAAUCAAGCAAAGCAGGUAGUAAAGAAAAAGAAUACAAUCUGUCAAAAGGCAGGGAAUGUGAAAAAGAAAGGAGACUAAGAUCAGCAGUCUAGUUUACCUGUCUUUUAAACAGUUAUUACUAAAUGACUGGAAGGAAAACCCUGGCAUGAAGUCAGUUCUUAGUCUAAAUGACUGCUUGUGCUGCCAAAAAGCACAUAUUCUUUGUACUGAAUUUUGGUGUUUGAGGAAACUCUAUGUAUAAUACAGCUAUUGUUGUAUGUGGGGAAAAUGAUUUUGUAUAAAAAUGAUCUAAAACCA